ACAUUUUGAAACGAACAGCUUUCACCGCUGGCCAGAUAACGUCCUUCUAUGGACCUCGCCAAGGUGUCUUGAUCUGAUAGCACUCUAGCUACUACCAGAAAUGGUCACCACAUACGAGAAAUAACACAUUGAAAAGUGUUUUCCGACGACUAUUACGAAAUCUAAAAACGCUGUUUAACAAGAUCUAAAAGGGAAACAUGGGAAUUAUCGCUAGUAAUUCGUACUUAGCCGCAUUUAGUAUGGGGGCUUUCGUUGGAGCAACAUCUGCGUAUUUCCUUGUCAAAUUUCGCGGGGUGCCUAAACCCAAGAAAGAUGUGGUUUGGCAGAACGGGAUGGAAGAAAGAUACCAGUUCGAAGAUACCGCCGAUGAGUUCCGGUUAAUAUUGGGAGUGAGGAACGAUCUAAAAAUGCAAAAGGGUAAAGUAGCUGCUCAAUGUGGCCACGGGGCGAUGGCCGCCUAUGCGAAGACGUUGAGUUCGUCGCCUAAACUGUUGCGAAAUUGGUUGAGGAACGGAGGAACGAAAAUUGCCGUCCGUGUAGAUUCCGAAGAACAACUGCUAGAACUUGAUAAGAAAGCUAAAGAAAUGAACGUUCUGUCCUGCAUUAUUAGGGACGCGGGACAAACCCAAGUGCUUCCAGGAACAAGGACCGUUAUCGCCAUCGGACCCGCCCCGAAAAGUGUUUUAGAUAAAAUUACCGGACAUCUAAAAUUGUAUUAAAAGUAGGAACUAAAUUAAAACAUUAAACAUCUUCCUCGUUAUUAUUAUCAUUGGCUUACGUUAAAAC
Cylas formicarius (sweet potato weevil) is the source of this 786-nucleotide messenger RNA. Its product is annotated as probable peptidyl-tRNA hydrolase 2. Gene Ontology annotation, cellular component: cytosol; mitochondrion. Gene Ontology annotation, molecular function: peptidyl-tRNA hydrolase activity. The transcript has 4 exons. NCBI's taxonomy places the organism in Eukaryota, Metazoa, Arthropoda, Insecta, Coleoptera, Brentidae. The record is from RefSeq and is a predicted model, not a curated record. Bases 198 to 719 code for a protein of 173 amino acids.